Mercurialis annua (annual mercury) is the source of this 1988-nucleotide messenger RNA. Its product is annotated as GDP-mannose transporter GONST3-like. Gene Ontology annotation, molecular function: GDP-fucose transmembrane transporter activity; antiporter activity. The transcript has 2 exons. The record is from RefSeq and is a predicted model, not a curated record. Gene Ontology annotation, cellular component: Golgi apparatus. Lineage: Eukaryota; Viridiplantae; Streptophyta; Magnoliopsida; Malpighiales; Euphorbiaceae. Bases 335 to 1465 code for a protein of 376 amino acids.
UGCUAAAAUUCUUGGAAAAAAACACCCCAAGUUUAAUUUGUGGUGGUUUUUUUCGCAGAAUCGCAGCAGACAACAGAGCCCCAAGUUUAAUUUGGACUGGUCAUCAAAGCUUGAAAUGUUCCUUAUUUGGGUCAAUAAAUCAGCCCAUAGUAGGCCCAAAAGAUUAUAACUUGGGCUCGCAAAAUAAUAUUUCAAAAAAGCAAACAAAAAGGAAGAAAUACAAAGAUAGUACUUCUGUUUCUGUAAGAGGCAGGCAGGCUGUCGGCGACACCGUGUGGAUCGCCGCCAAACGCUGCAGCUCGCCGUUAAAGGCCACCGUGCCUGAACUCUCGAGAUGUCUGAUGUCGAUGUGGAAAAAACUGAAGUCGUUGAUAUUGAGAAAAGUUCAGGAGCCUCAACUAGUACCAAUGAUGAUAUGCACAAUACGUGGUAUACGGGGUUGCUGCAUCUCUCCUCUAUCUAUGGCAUAGCUGCUGGGUAUUGCAUCUCAGCGUCUUUGCUUUCCAUCAUAAACAAAUGGGCGGUAAUGAAAUUCCCGUAUCCUGGAGCUCUGACUGCUCUUCAGUAUUUCACUAGUGCCGCCGGUGUCCUUCUAUGCGGAUGCUUUAAAAUUCUUGAGCAUGACCGUCUUGACCUUUUGACAAUGUGGCAUUUUCUACCCGCAGCAAUUAUGUUUUACCUCUCGCUGUUUACCAACAGUGAGCUCUUACUCCAUGCCAAUGUCGAUACCUUCAUAGUCUUUCGCUCUGUAGUUCCUAUAUUUGUUGCAAUAGGUGAAACCUUUUUUUUGCACCAACCGUGGCCGGCAUUGAAGACGUGGCUCUCACUUACCACUAUUUUUGGUGGAAGUGUGCUGUAUGUUCUAACGGAUUAUCAGUUUACCGUCACAGCUUACAGUUGGGCUUUAGCUUAUUUGGUGAGCAUGACUGUAGAUUUUGUGUACAUAAAGCAUGUUGUUAUGACCAUAGGUUUAAAUACAUGGGGUCUUGUGUUGUACAACAAUUUAGAGGCUCUUUUACUCUUUCCCAUGGAAUUACUUAUAAUGGGUGAACUGAAGAAGAUAAAGCAUGAAUUCUCGGAUGAGUCAGAUUGGUACUCCUUUGGAGUGUUGCUGCCUGUUGGGUUAUCUUGCUUGUUUGGUUUAUCAAUCUCUUUCUUUGGAUUUUCCUGCCGGAGGGCGAUUUCUGCAACAGGAUUUACUGUUCUCGGAGUAGUGAACAAGCUAUUGACGGUGGUAAUCAAUUUUGUUAUAUGGGAUAAGCAUUCAUCAUUUAUUGGGACAGUGGGGCUUCUUAUUUGCAUGCUCGGUGGGAUUAUGUAUCAGCAGUCCACAAGUAAGCCUAAGCCUGCACAGGAAGUAAUAGCAGAAGAGACGGAGGAUGAACAACAGAAGCUUCUAGAAAUGCAAAGCAAAGUAGAAAGCAGCAAUGAGAAAGAAGUGACCGAAUCCCAUCAUGGAAGUUGAGUUCUUUCUCAAAGUAAUUGAUGACUCCUUAUCUUCCUCUUAAGCGUAAGGAUGGGAAUCCUCUCAUUGGUAACUAUGUUUCACAAAAACUUUUCGAAUAUUAUGUUUCGGUGUUUCAUUUUCGUUUCGGAAACUCUUUUAAAACUCCGAAACUCUAUAUUUAAAAUCUAUUCUUGUAAAAUAUAUUGUUUCGCCAUUUCGGCAUUUCCCACUUCAACGUCUCUGUUUCCAUUCUACAUAGGUUGUAACUUGUAACUGUUGAAUCUGGAAUUCUUUAUUGUAGCUAUCUUAGGAAGCAUAUGACCGAACAGAUUUUUUGUUGUUGGAAAGGUUGUAUUGAUAUCCUUAUUCAUUAUGCUAGACCUAGAAAAGUAGGUCAGAUGUUCUAUUGUAUUCUGCUCUGCAAUAUCCUUCAACUUGUCCGUGUAGUCAUACCAGUAAUGUCUGUGAACUUGAUAGUAAUGAGGGUCAAAAUGUAUUGGAGUUGAUUUCAGUUACAUCAAAUAUUAAUAUUUUCGUUGUU